CGCGUUUGCGAUUUUCGCGCUCGCGUUACAUCGAGACAGCGCAAGAUCGAUAGAAGUCACCGGUCUACCUGCCGCGAAAUACGCGGCGGAUAAACCGCGUUAUCGAUCUUCCUCGUUCUUGAUACAUCGGACAACUCGUUCGAAUCGUUCGUCGCGGAAUACGAACUUCGAUCAGCAGUUUCUUGUUAUCGUGAGUUUCGUGCAUCGAAUCGGUUUUAUCACGGCGAUAACGUUUCGUGAAAAUGUGCCGUGAUCGAUAAGCAUGUGGAUUCCGACAACUACAGUGCCGGACCACUUGUUUUCUAAUUCUUUUGUUUACCAUAGAACGCAGAUUCGUCGAGGCGAAUCGAAUUAAUCGGUUCGAUCGCACUGCGUCGCGCCGCUUCAAACGCUUUAAACUGUGAUUCGUGUGGAACGGAGACCGUGAACGGAUUAGCAAAUCGUUGAAUAGUUUGGAAAUUAAGCAUAGAUCUAGUGGGAACUGAUUAAUCGUGUUAGAUCUUCGAGAUCAACGAACUGUCACGCGAUCUUCUCGUGUGUGUGCAUGCCCACGUGAUUUGUUUUUCUUUUUCUUUUCGAUUUGUAUCGUUUCUCAACCGGAAAACGUUAAUCUGCGAAAAUUGCAGAGAAUGUGGUGAAACCUCGAAUUCUGUGUGAUUUACAAUCGCCGGUCACCGUCACGAUCGCGGUUGCGAUCGCGGCCGCAACUCGCGCGAUUAUCGUGCUAUGAAAUCUGUGUAAACCAGUUCCUUCGUUUGUAAUUUCGUUUGUUAUUCGCAAACGUAUUCACUUUCGGGCCGUAUCCAGUUUCAUUUGGUCGAGAAGUGCUAUUGGUUUGCUCUGCCAUAUUGGGACCAACUGAUCAUCCAUUGUCCUAAGAUGAAACACACUCCAACUAUUGUAUAGACUUCCUUUUAUAGCCACGUGGUAUCGUAUCUAUUCAGAAUCUAUUAUUUUCACGCCAAUGAAUUUUCUUAUUAGAUUCGUGCACGAUCGUGACGAUAGAGUCGUAAAAAAAGAAAUGUAAAAAUCGAGGAAACUAGAUUCUUCGAAGAUAUUGGAACCUGUGGCUAAUCGUCACACGUGCAACGUUCAUGGACGGAACUUUAAAGAAUCCAAUUUUGACAUAACGCGGUAUAAUCGUUGGAAAUGCUAAGCGCAUAUCGAUAAUAGUUUUUAAGUUUGCUUCCGCUAGUUUUAAUCUACUGAACUUCGCGCUACCUUGAACAAUCUUAUCAGCGCAUUCACGAACGUGGCAACGCGUUACGUGGUGCAUCGAUUUAACUGGUGCAAAAUUUUCAACCGAGUAUCGGCAACGCUCCGCGCUGAUACCAGCGAGUUUCGUGAAUUUCCCCCUACUCAGCUUUACCUAUCUAUUUUUAACCGACUCGCCCGUUAUCGCUUUAAUAUCAAUAAAUUAUAAUUCCAUUAUAAAACAUAAAAGUAUCUUAUUGCACAAAACGAUUACUUCGCCGUUUAUGCUUUCGUCUCUUUCUUGGAAAUUAUUAUAGACGGUGGUGGAACACACAAAUGAAAAAUUGUAAUACUUCUUUCAAGUCGUACGUUUCCACGUUCCAGCCUUAAUCAUUGUUAAUUGUUGCACUUUUACGGCGCUAUCGAGGCGCACCGCUCGUGACGUUUCUCGUAAGUCGACGAUAAUAUCACGAUAGUCUGUUACCUUUACGAUAGCGUUAAUUGCCGAUGACGAAACGCGAUCAUGUAUGUGUUCGGCCGAACUCUGUUUACCGAUAAAAACCCGUGAAACAUUCGUUGUUCGGACAAUCAUUCGUCCAGAAAAUUUUACAUUCGUUUCUGUUGGACCAAUUCGAGACGUGGUUCGAUUAUUUCAAGUAAUUUACUUAUUAAUUCUAUUCGGGAACUAACGCACACGCGCGCGCGCGCACACACACACACUCUCCCUCUCUGCCUCUUGUGGUAAUUCGAUGGAAGUUGUUAGUUGAAAAGUUGCAAAUUUUUCUAGCUUUUUUGUAAACGGAAACAAUCAAGCACGAUAACUUCGAUACGGUUAGUUCGAAUCGCAAUGAUAAGGAAGAAACGCGAUAAGAAAAAAUACUGAUACAGUGCACUUCUGGCUGCAACAAUUACGACCAUGUGAUUUCCUCGGAAGGUUGGGGAAUUCUUUGAAAUCGAUAUUGCGGAUAAGAAAAAGAGGGAACGCGUGAAACUGAUAUGGACAGGUAUAUACAAAUGAGGAAAAGAUAAUGAGAGGUGGGCUAUAUUUCGUUGAUCAGUCGCGGAUUUAUCGGUUGAGAAAGAGGGUCACGAGUAAUGACGUGAUAGUUAAUGCGACGCGAUUUGGUAAUGGUAUUUAUUAAUCUCAAUAAAAUUCUGGCUAACUCGAGCGCAAAAUCAACGGCGAUCGCGAGAUUAAUAAUUGAGCUAUUGGUACAAUUGAUAACGAUAUGCCGCCAGCAGCGGUUAAUUAAUUAUAGCCUCUAAUGGAACUACUUGAAAGCAAAUACAUAAUGCGUAAUAGGAUCGCAAGCCACAGUAUCAACAUCUACAAUGGAUUACCCCUGACAUCAAUAUAUUCUUAAUUAAUCAUUACCUGGCAGUUUUUUUUAACAUUCUGCCAAUGCUAAUUCUACACUGGAACUAUAAUACUAAACACGAUUGUAAUAUAAACACAUGUGCUCGUAUUCGUAAAAGAAUUAAAAUAAUAAUCUAAAAUUUUCCAUAAGUGACAUAAAUCGAACUUCGUUUCUUUUUUCGUUUAGGAAUUUUUCUUUAAACUCGACGACUGUUCCUAGAAUGAAAAUCGAAAUUGUAUUGCACGUAGCCAUUAUAAAGAAUAGAAUCAUUAACAUUUGAUUUUUUAAUCGAAAUGUAUUUUGUCAGAAGGAAAACAAUUGUCUAGAUGCUUUUGAACGAUAGCGUACAAUCUCUUUUUAGGUCUUUAAUUAUCGGUAAUUCCAGCGUUCAGUUUCUACUAUUUCUGAUACUUGUUCACGAUUCAAGGGCGAAGAACCUCGGGAAAUAGACCGACAACCAAUGGUUGGAAAGAGAUAGCUAACCUGAGAACAGCAUUUACCACGGAAGUUCGCACAUUGUUUGGCCACGAUUUGUUCGAUCAACGUUACUACCGGAACAAUAAACGUCGUUCGCAAUGGAACGAUCUCUCGCUCGGUUCUGUAACAAUUGCGCGAUCCAUGCGCGGCUAUAAUGCGAUUCUAUUGAUCCGAUUCACGGUCUGACGCGGCUCUGGCCAGCCGCGUGGCAGAGAAAUUUGCAAUAAUCGGGAAUCGACGAAAGCCGCUUAAUUGUUCGCUCGAACGCGUGUUCGUUCUACGAGCUCGCUGUUUUAUUGACGGUUCAUCCGCAGUGCUUCGCGUGAUUGGAGUUACACGUGAAUCGUUUAUCUCCGUCGGGCCGACCUCGAUGAAGCGCGGCCAGUUUCACCUGGCCGCUGAAUCCUUCCGGAAGAACGAAACGCGGCCAAUUCGUCCAGCUGAGACGCGGAACAAUUUUUUAAUAGGACUUUGGGGCUGAAAAGGGAAGAACUCUGUUCGGUUGUUCGUGUGUAUGUGUGUAUAUCGAGUUUGGCACGAUGACAACACCGAAGAAGGACGAGAAGCGGGCUUCGAAGAAGUCGAAGAACGUCAGCCAGAAAAUGUCGAGUUGCAAGAAGCAGGUACCCCCGAAGAACAGAGAAUCGAAGGUGCAAGCAGAGGAACCAAGAGAGGAUCUAUCGAUCCUCGGUAGCAACGACGACGCGCAGGGGGAUGAGAAGGCGGCAAGGACGAGCGGGAGAUUCGAACGGAAGUCGUUCCGUCGGAAAAUCGGGUCACUGAUAAGAGGCAGCGCCGCGGAGUUACCGGCUGUGAUAAAUCGCAGUCUGCAACCGAUUAAGCGUAGUUUGAGCUUCAGUAAAGACUUGAACCGUGUGCAAGAACCCUCGAAACCUCAUAGGCCGAGCAGCGUACAUUGGUAUAACAGUUUGGUGUCUUUGGCCGAGGAUGAAUGUCUGGACGACCAGGAUGACAGCCCUCCGAGCAACAGCGAGGAACUAUUUUCCCCGAAGGUUCAAGUUACCAGGACGCAGAGUCUCAUCGAUACCACUUCCACUAGAAGUACGAGAAGACGAGCGAACGAGGCACUGAGUCGAACAGCCCCUUACGGACGAUACAGCGUCUAUUAUGACUCUACAAUAGAUUUAAGUAGUCCGCCCUGGGAGGCCAGUAGUCUCCCUGCUCUCACGCACACCGUCAGGGAUGAAAGCUACAACGAGCGAAUAUUCCCCCUUAAAAAGGAGCAACAGGUCAGACGCGAAUGGAGGAGCCUGAAAGCAACUGGCCGAAAUUUGUCUCUCCUAGAUGUCGACCAGUCCCCCGCGCAGCUUCAUUCGGUGCGUUCGAGGUCGUUGACCCAGCUGGACGCUCUGGGCAGCAAAAUGCUGGAUACGGGGGAGCACCAUCUGGGGGGUGGUCCCUCGCAACAGCAACCCCAUCAUCUUCACCACCAUUACCAACCUCAGCAAUUACAGCACCACCCCCAAAACGUCGAAAGUAAUCCCCGUCUUCUCGUACCCACGGCGUCAUCCGUCGAGGGAGCGCACCAGAAUCGAACCCGGCACAAGCUGUCUCGGUCACAGGUAUCCAGCAGCGAGUUCUUCAGCGUUAGCUUCGAGCUGUCCGAUGAUUCGAGCGGCCUAGACCGAGACGAGCUUCUGCCAGCUGUGAAAGGCACAUACUUGGCGGAUGUGCUGAACGCUGCAUGCGAGAGACGCGGAGUCGACGUGUCGCGGGUCGAGGUCCUCGAUGGCUUCUCGCAGCCAUUACCAAUUCUCACCACGGAUACCUCCAGCCUUGGAGGGAAGCACUUGCGGAUAACAGUUAAGGACAACGAAAAAUCGAACUCGAGGUCGUCGAGCCAGAGGAGCAACCAGAGCGUCUCCCUGAGAAAAGCAAGCGGGAGUUGUCGUUGUCGCAGCGGUCGUUUCUUCAGCGUCUCGACGGAAGACUCGAGUGUCGAUUCUGAGAUCGGUAGCAACACCACGCUUACGUCUGGUCGGAGCUCCGCUGGGGCUGCGGGGCCCAAGACCAGCAAACAGCGAUGGAGUGGCUUCUUCACCAAUACCAAAGGCACGAAACUAGAUCUACUCACCGCUCAGCUGGACGAUUAUAACAAACAUGGCGUGCCGAAACUUUCCGAACUUUCUCACGAACUCAAUUUUAACGAAGAUGUCUUGUACAAUCUAGAACACGACUGGCGAGAUAUCGUUCAAAACUCGGAUCAACUAUCGGAGAAGCAACAGCAACAACAAACUGCUUUAUGGGAGCUAGCUCAAACGGAGAUAGCUUACAUAAAGACUCUAAAGGUUGUGACAGACCUCUUUAUGGCGUGCCUCUGCAGCCUGCAGACCUCGAAUAUCCUGAACGAGGUCGACAGGACAAAGCUCUUCAGCAACAUUCCUGAGAUCUACGCAGCGAAUCGCUACUUCUGGACUGAGUAUGUUCUAGUGAUGGUAAAUACAUCGAGGACCACUGGACAACCGCUCGAUCCUGGCCACCUUCUGCAAGGUUUCGAAACAUUCGAGCAAACGUUCGCACCUUACACCAGAUACUGCGCGGAGCAGAGCAAAUGUCAACAAUACUGCAGAGACCGUUUGAAUGAUAAUCAGCUAUUCACGGUCUAUCUCGUGUGGUGUGAAACUCAAAAGGACUGCAAUCGGUUGAAACUGCUUGACAUACUGGUGAAACCUAUGCAGAGGCUGACGAAAUACUCUCUCCUGUUGAAAGCUGUUCACAAGAACACGGAGAACGAGGAACAACGAGCAGAAUUGACGCAUAUGAUCAAAUCUGUAGACGACUUCGUGGCAUCAGUGAACGCAGCUUUGAAGAGGAACGAGGAAACAGCGCGGUUGGCCAGUGCCGCGUCCCGAAUAGAGAGUUAUGACGUGGUCGAAUCUAGAGACGAAGAAUUAGAGAAACUGAUUAAAAUUCACAGCACUUUUGACAUUACCACUGUUCCAAUGCCGGGUUGUCCGAAAGACAGCCUAAGAGUACUUCUUCGCGAAGGAGACCUGAAGUUGAGAGAUGCCGCUAGUAGUAAGAUGGAAGUACAUGUGCUAUUACUAACAGACAUGCUAUUGAUCUGCAAACCGUCGACUAAGAAAACCUCGUCCAGUGGGCUGACUGGCACCGUUGGGGGCGGUUUGAAGAUUAUAAGACAACCGUACGUCAUCGAUCGCAUCCGAAUACACGAGCUGAAGGAACCAAGUAGCUUAGGCUUGGUUUAUCUGAACGAGUAUGGGGCGGCAUCAGCUGCUCUGGUUCUCAGCACCGGAGAAUCAAAAUUAGCCAAGUCCUGGAUGGAAUCCAUAAGAAAAGCUCAGCAGCAAUUCGCGCUGAUGAAAGUGCCACCACUUGGCAACACGAUGAAUUUGGGCACAGUCAGUAGACAACCGAGCACCUUCCUUGGUGACGUUGAAUUCGAGCCAGAAGAAUGCGAGGGUAUGCCAAAAACACCUCGAGGAAGUAGCAGAGCGUCGAGAGUGAGCAGCCUUGCCCACAGUCACAGUCAUGAAACACCUUCCAGUGGAAGCAUAGAGAUGGAAGGCGUUUCACCGGGAAGUAGCAGCUUCCUGCCCAGCUACAAUGCGAGCAGAAAUGUCAGCGUGGAAACAAGUGAGCCACCGCGAGCCUCGAGCGUAUCGUCGGAAGAAGGAGGUGAAAGUUCUGGACACAACCACAGACCUUUACAAAUAAGUCUUAACAAAUUUGAUAAUAGACGAUAUCCGCUGAGUAAGUCGCCGACGCCUAACACGUUGAGUGUCCAAGUGCCAGCGUACUCUAGCUUGGGCCAAUCGCUGCCAAAUUUGACCCUAGCCACUUCGCCACAAACUUCGACCGUGUCUCCGACACCGCCAAACUCGCUUCUUAUUGUACCCCAAAUAACAAAGAGCAAGGACACUUUGCUUUCACCAGGGCAUCGAGGUAGUAUCUCGUAUCCACCACCAUCGCCCCCGAGAGGGGCGCUUAGAAGAGCGUUCGCGAUUCCUCAAUCACGAAACCCACCUCUCGUUAAAACGAGACACAUAAGCUCGUCUGUGACACAGACGGUUCAGCCUACGAUGAAUCUAGACACAGAAGCCAUUGAAGAAAGACGAAGAAGACUGGAACCUUCGCACAGGAUGCCAUCGACCAGCAGCAUUGCGGAGGAAAAGAAAUGACUAGAACUGGCAUACAGGAGUAACCUGCCGAAAAGAUAAAUUGCUACGGACCAUCUACAUUUGAUGAGGGUGUACGUGAUACGUCGUGUUUAGAAACAAGAUAUUCCUUUCUGUUAUCUGUAUGCAAGUGCUGCACACACUUUCAUGCAGGACCAGAAAGUGGUUCAAACAAUUGAGAAUGGAUUCAACUUGAAUAAGUGAACGUCUCGUACUCCCUGUGCCUAUAAUAUGAACCGAGCAAUUUUACAAUCGAUUGGGGCCAUUCGAAAUCAACGUGAAGUUUGUACCACGACCGUAUCAUUGUAACUGAUUUGAUUCUAGCUGUGUAACUUUUAGAUCUCAUUUUGUAAUGAACUUGUCGUGGAGGUUUGAGACAAACAUGUUUCAAUGUUACCCUAGUUCAUUUAGAAUUCUAAGCGACGAACAAAAAAAUGGCCUACCUAGUGUAAUUAAUAUUACAACUAUUUAUCGUGAUUUAAGUUUAGAUAACUAUAAUAGUUGGAGUAAGAUGCCUUUAGAGCAACAAUUUUAAACUAAACGAGUUCGAGUUUUGUGAGUUAAUGAUAUAAAAAAAAAAAAAAAAAAAAAACAGGUACGAACAUUUAGAAAGAAAGAGGCUACACACGUAGAGAAAAAUCACACUUUACGUAGAGAAAACGAAAGAAGAAAAAAAAAAAAAAGAAUGGACAAUUGCGUUACUCUCUCGUCGAUCGACACACGACUUAUGAACGUGGACAGAAUUACGAGAGGCAUGAAACGAGAGCGGGUGACACGUUUACUUUAAGUACAAAUUCUAUUUCGCAAUAUUUUGUUCAAGAGACUGAACUAAAGUGUCGGGCUGUCGGCGAACGUUACCUAACUAGAGACAACAAUAUGUAGAGAGAAAAGAAGAGCAAUGAUUUUAUACGAGCUCCUUUACGUAAAGUUUCUUUCAAUCCUCUCCUUCCCAAAAUUUGCGCAGCUUGUAUUAAGCUUAAAGUGUUAAAUUUACUAUAAAAAAAGAGUAUUGAUUGUGCGUGUAUGUGCUAUCAUCAUUCACGAUCAAGGUCAAAAUAUAGUACAUAAUUUAUUAA
Messenger RNA from Bombus terrestris (buff-tailed bumblebee), 8265 nucleotides. RefSeq names its product pleckstrin homology domain-containing family G member 5. Lineage: Eukaryota; Metazoa; Arthropoda; Insecta; Hymenoptera; Apidae. The record is from RefSeq and is a predicted model, not a curated record. Gene Ontology annotation, biological process: Rho protein signal transduction; endothelial cell migration. Bases 3569 to 7192 code for a protein of 1207 amino acids. Gene Ontology annotation, molecular function: guanyl-nucleotide exchange factor activity. The transcript has 21 exons. Gene Ontology annotation, cellular component: plasma membrane; axon; endocytic vesicle.